Closterium sp. Naga37s-1 is the source of this 756-nucleotide messenger RNA. Lineage: Eukaryota; Viridiplantae; Streptophyta; Zygnematophyceae; Desmidiales; Closteriaceae. The record is from the annotation of a GenBank genome assembly.
AUGCUGGGAUGGGGAGAGAUGGGGAGAGGUGGUGGUGAAGAGGAGGAGGAGGAGGAGGAGGAGGAGGAGGAGGAGGAGGAGGAGGAGGAGGAGGAGGAGGAGGAGGAGGAUCGGAACGGAACGGAGAAUAGAGAGGAAGAGGGGCGUGUGACAAAACUUGCUGUCCAUUUCAUCCGGGAAAAGGACAAAGCCACACUCACCAAGGCACUUCAUGGGGACCAUGGGCAGAGUGGGGGAGUUUACAAUCCCCUCACUGACCGCACCAGCACUGUCAGGGCCGCACAGCCCACCAGAGCACAGCUCCCCCUGGCCGUCGGCAGUCCCGCAGAUGGCACAGGCGGAGGCGGGGCGCUGCAGCAGACCGGAGGAGCGGCAGUAGGAGGAGGAGAGGAAGCAGUUGUGGUCGGCCGAACAACUCUUGACGGAGAGCUGGGGGAAGGAGCCCGAGAGGUAGUUAAAGCCCACGUCCAGAGCGACCAGGGAGGUGGAGGGGAUGGGCAUGGUGCCCGUGAGGUAGUUGGAGAAGAGGCCUCUGGCGGGGGUGAAAGAACACAGGCAAGAGGUGGGAAGGGAAGGGCGAACAAACAAGAUGUGGGUGAGAAAGGGGCGAGAGUGAGCGAUGUGCAAGGGGUCACCAACGAGGCUUGUGCAAGCAACCAUGGAUGGAUCUUCGAAGCUGUGUGUGCUGCUUACAAUGUGGUGAGAUUCGGCAAAGAGGCGAUGAAGGAAGGAAUGGAUCCCGCAAACCAGUUGUAG